GGUGCUUGACUCAUCAAAGUAAAGAGGAAGUUAACUUGGAAUUGUUCAUAAAUUUAUAAAAAAUAUUUUAUAAGAACAAUGUCGGCUGAGCAAGGUUCCAACGGAAAUCUUAAUCCGGAUGAUACGUUUAAGAUUUUAAUUGCAACCGAUAUUCAUCUCGGUUUUUCUUAUAACAAAAGAAGGGGACAGGAAUUAGAUGAUAGUUUUGUAACUUUUGAAGAAAUACUACAAUAUGGCAAAGAACACGAAGUAGACUUUAUACUUCUUGGUGGAGAUUUAUUUCACGAAACAAAACCAUCACAGAUUGCAGUAAUAAAGUGUAUGGAAUUAUUAAGAAAAUACUGUUUAGGUUCCAGGGAAAUCAAGGUACAAUUCCUAAGUGAUCCAGAAGUUGUAUUUAAGCACUGUACUUAUAAAAAUGUAAACUAUGAAGAUCCAAAUUUCAAUGUCAGUAUGCCAAUAUUUUCUAUUCAUGGAAACCAUGAUGACCCAAGCUUUGGAGCUGUUGGAUCUAUGGAUUUAUUAUCAGUAUCCGGCCUAGUAAAUUAUUUUGGAAAAUGGACAGAUCUUACUCAAGUUACUAUUCCUCCAUUAGUAAUGAAAAAGGGUGAAACCCAUGUUGCACUUUAUGGUUUAAGUUACAUAAAUGAUCAAAGAUUAUCACGGUUGAUAAGAGAUUAUAAGGUGGAUAUGUUACGCCCAAAAGAAAUACCAAAUUGUUUUAAUAUAUUUGUUUUACAUCAAAAUCGUGUACAGCGUAAACAGUAUGCAUAUGUUCCGCAACAUAAACUGCCAAAUUUUCUUGAUCUUAUCAUAUGGGGCCAUGAACACGAGUGUCGUAUUACACCAGAGUUUAUAUCAGAGGGUGAAUACUUUAUUUCUCAACCAGGUAGCUCCAUUGCAACUUCCUUAUGCAGUGGUGAAGCAAAACUUAAACACAUUGGUCUGCUGAGCAUAAACGGAAUGAAAUUCAAAAUGAAGAAAUUAAGGCUGCAGACUGUCAGGCCUUUUGCAUUUGACAAUUUGGUUCUUAAAGAUGAGGAUAUACCAAAAAAUUAUACUCAGCCACUCUCUGAAUCUGUGUAUAAUUUUGUUGAUAACCAUAUAGAAAAUGUAUUAAUACCUAAUGCUGCAAAACAACUAUCAGGUCAUCCUAUGCAACCAAUACAGCCAUUGAUUCGUUUAAGAAUAUUUUAUAGCGAAGAAGACGAAAUGUUUGAUGUGAUUAAAAUGGCACAGAAAUACUGUGAAGAAGUUGCUAAUCCUAUGGACAUGAUUAUAUUUCGUAAAGCCACAAGCUACGAUAAGAAAUCAAGGUCUAGUCUUGACAAUAUUAAUGACGAUCUCGAGGACAUCGCUCGAGCUCUCUGUUACAAUGAUGAAGAAGCAGAUUGGAACACAACUGUACAAGGAGAAGUAAAAAAGCACUUUACUUCAGAACAAAAUAAAGAUAAAUUAACGGUACUAACAGUGAACGGCUUAAACGAGGCAUUAAACAGAUUUAUUGACAGAGGAGAUAAUGAUGCUUUUGAGAAUUUAGUAUGCCAUCAAAUGAAAAAAACGGUCACGUAUUUGGAAACUUGUGAUAUUGAUGCUGAUGGAGAUAUCACUGCACAGAUUAAAAGUUUUCGAGAUAAAAGAACAGCGAAAGCACAAGAAGAGGAAGGGGAAAUACGCCAAUUUUUUAACAGUGAAAAUAGAACAACAAGAACAGCUAUCUGUGACUUAUUUAAAGAUAUCGAAAGUCACAAUAGUAGUGAAGAUAAAACAAAUAAAGUUCCUGCUACUAGAGGUAAAGGUAGAGGUACAGGCACGGGAACUAGAGAUAAGGGUUCACCAGGUGGUCGUGGCAGUGCUAAAACAAGUAAUAAAGAUUCUCUUCAUGUAACAACAACACGCCCGUCUAGAGUUACAAAACCGACAAAAAAACAGGAUCAAACAACAUUACAAACCGUCAUGGUUACAUCAUUAAGUCAACAUAAGCAAUCUUCAACAAAAGUCACGUUUAUAAAUGAUUCUGAUUCUGAUUAA
This is a messenger RNA of Dufourea novaeangliae, 2031 nucleotides long. RefSeq names its product double-strand break repair protein MRE11A (gene mre11). Gene Ontology annotation, cellular component: nucleus; Mre11 complex. Lineage: Eukaryota; Metazoa; Arthropoda; Insecta; Hymenoptera; Halictidae. Gene Ontology annotation, biological process: double-strand break repair via nonhomologous end joining; mitochondrial double-strand break repair via homologous recombination; meiotic DNA double-strand break formation. Bases 79 to 2031 code for a protein of 650 amino acids. The transcript is spliced from 11 exons. The record is from RefSeq and is a predicted model, not a curated record. Gene Ontology annotation, molecular function: 3'-5'-DNA exonuclease activity; manganese ion binding; DNA endonuclease activity.